Micromonas pusilla CCMP1545 is the source of this 1533-nucleotide messenger RNA. RefSeq lists its product as uncharacterized. Gene Ontology annotation, molecular function: protein binding. Bases 1 to 1533 code for a protein of 510 amino acids. Lineage: Eukaryota; Viridiplantae; Chlorophyta; Mamiellophyceae; Mamiellales; Mamiellaceae. The record is from RefSeq and is a predicted model, not a curated record. The transcript is spliced from 2 exons.
AUGCCGCCUCCCCCCACGCCGCCGACGCGCACGCCCGCGACCGCUCGUCGCGUCGCGGACGAGACGAACGGCCACGGCGUCGUCGUCAGCGCGUCGGAGCUCCUCUGCCGCGCGGGCGACCGCGCCUUCUUCGGCUGGGGCGAACCGCGAUCGCGCGAGAAAGCGCUAAACCUGUACGCGCGCGCGGCGUCCGACGCGUCGUCGCCGUGCGCGUCCGCGAUGCGACGGUUAGGGCGGUGCUACGAGGAGGGCGCCGGCGUCGCGCCCGACCCGGACGCGGCGGCGUCCUGGAACGAGGCCGCCGCGGCGCUGGGCGAUCCCGACGCGACGUGCGCGACCGCGCGCGUCGUCGAGCGCGCGGGGGAUCUGCGAGGCGCGGGCGAGAGGUACCAAUUCGCGGCGGACGAGGGACACGCGGGCGCGGCUUUCGAGCUCGGACGGAUGUACGCGAACGGGCUAGGCGUCCGGAAAGACGCGGAGGCGGCGGCGUACUGGUACCAGCUCGCGGCGGAGCACGGCGACGCCGCGGCGCAGCGCGCGGUGGGCGUCGCGGGAAUGGAGGCGGCGAAUGAGAACGAGGCGAACGACCCCGCCGCCGCCGCCGCCGCCGCGCGAGAGGCGAUCGAGUGGCUCGAGCGAGCCGCCGCGCAGGGCGACGCGGACGCGCUGAACGACCUCGCGAUCGUCCACGAGGACGGGCACGCGAUCGCCGCGAUCCCGAGGGACGCGGAGAAGGCGAGGGGGCUGUACUCGAGAGCCGCGGAACGAGGGCACCCGCGCGCGAGGAACAACUUAGGGUUCGUGUACAUGGCGUCCGAGGCGUACGCGGACGCGGCGGUUCACUUCCGAAUCGCCGCGAACGAGGGCGACGCGGACGCGAUGAACAACCUCGGGAAUCUCGUCGAGAACGGGUUGGGGGUUCCCAAGGAUUUGAGGGAGGCGCGGUGGAUGUACGAGCGAGCCGCCGCGGCGGGCGUGGACAAGGCGAGAGAGGCGGCGGCGCGCGUCUCGGAGACGAUCAGGUCGGAGGACGCGGAGGAGAUGACCAGGGCGCGCGAUUCCGCGCUCGCGUCGCAGACGAGCGACGCCAACGCGCCGGGCGCGAGCGAAGUCUCCAAGCUCAACGCGCUCGUCGGGUCGUUCCAGACGAUGGUCGUCGCGAAGGACACGGAGAUUUACGACGCGAGGCGCGAGACGUCGCGGAAAGACGCGGAAGCCGCGCGCAUCGCGAAGGAACUCGGCGCGGCGAAGGCGGAGUGCGCGAGGCUGAAGGCGUCGCUCGCGGCGUACGAGAAAUCAUCCAAAGCGCCGUCGCCGUUAGGGUUAGGGCCGUCGUCGGCGUCGGGGCCCGGGCCGCCGAUCGUCGCCGCGACGGCGGUGCGGUCCGAGCACACCGCGCCGGGCGGGCUCUCGUCGCGUCCGCGGUUCGAGCGGAGCUCGAGCUUGCGGUCGGACCGCAGCGGCGCGAGCGGCGUCUCCGCCAUCUCGUCGCAAAAGUCAUUGACGUUCAGGUGUGUGCGUCCUACGUGCUGA